Pezoporus flaviventris is the source of this 730-nucleotide messenger RNA. RefSeq lists its product as uncharacterized. The transcript has 2 exons. Bases 236 to 730 code for a protein of 164 amino acids. NCBI's taxonomy places the organism in Eukaryota, Metazoa, Chordata, Aves, Psittaciformes, Psittacidae. The record is from RefSeq and is a predicted model, not a curated record.
GCAGUAUCACACAGAUCAGGAUAAUGCAAGUGAAAAGGUGAAAAGCAAGAGGAAGUCCCUCAACUGUAGUGUUCCUUGAUAGAACUUCAACCUACAAAACAUCAAGAUAAUUCAGUCUGUUGAGCCGUGUAAAAACAGUCUGUGAACAGGCGGCAAGCGCGACUUCCCUCAUGUUCGCUGCCGCGGCGCAGGCCCGGCCAGGACGGGUCGGGAAGACCCAGACGGCGGCCACGGGAUGGCGGCCCCACGGAGCGCGUAUCCACCAGCGGCCGGGGAUGUUACGGGGGAUGCGGGCGAGCCCCACGCGCGGGCGGGCGCAGCCGCAACGUCGCGAAGCGCUCGGCCGUUGGGGUCACCUUGGGCCCAGCACGCCGCGCCCCCGACCCAAGAGCAGCACACUGCGGGCGGGAGGGAGCUCUGGACAAAGGGCACAGGGCCGCUUAUACGGCACCGCCCCGUGAGGCCGGGCGCUGGCCGGGGCUACACAGAGGCGGCCGUGCCCCCGCCGCGGGCGCGGAGGCCGAGGGCAACCCGACCGCCCCGGCCCUCUGUGAGCCACCGCUGGCACGGGCGAGCGCCGCCCCAAGCUCCUGUAGCCCCUUGUCUGUCCGUCCCCUCCUCCACUCGGGCCCGGCCUCUGGGGCAGCGCCCCCCGCCUUCGGCAGCGGCGGAGUCCAGACCCAUGGACGGCGGCAUCCCGCGCCCCGCGCGCCCCCGGCGGGCGGCGUAG